GACUCAGGCUGAUUGGCAGCGGCGGCGCAGGUCAGGUGCUAGUAUCCAGACCGAUGGCGGAAACGAUUCUGAACUCCGAGUUCCCGGAGCCUCCCGGCGUGGCGCGGAGCGCCGCGCUCAUGCAGAGCUUCGCCGCGCGGAUGGGCCGCCAGGGCCGGCGGGUGGUGCUCAUCACGUCGGGCGGCACCAAGGUGCCUCUGGAGGCGCGCCCCGUGCGCUUCCUGGACAACUUCAGCAGCGGGCGGCGUGGCGCGGUCUCGGCCGAGUGCUUCCUGCGCACCGGCUACGGGGUGCUGUUCCUGCACCGCGCGCGCUCCUCCUUCCCCUUCGCACACCACUUCCCGCCGCAGACCUGGCUCGCGGCUCUGCGGCCCACCCGGAGGGAGGCCGAGGCACCCGGAGGCCGCCUGCUCUUAGAGGCCGAGGCCUCUGCACUGCCGGGCUUUGCCGACGCCCUGCUCACCUACCAGGAGGCCGCCGAAGCCGGCACCUUCCUGGCCGUGGAAUUCACCACCCUGAACGACUACCUGCACCUGCUUCAGGCCGCGGCCCAGGCGCUCAACCCCGCUUGGUGCGUGGGCUCCUCUGCAAUGUUUUACCUUGCUGCGGCUGUGUCGGAUUUCUAUGUGCCUGCCUCUGAAAUGCCUGAGCAUAAGAUCCAGUCCUCUGGAGGCCCUUUGCAGAUAACGAUGAAGAUGGUGCCAAAAAUGCUUUCUCCUCUUGUUAAAGAUUGGGCUCCUAAGGCAUUUGUAAUUUCCUUUAAGUUGGAGACAGACCCCUCCCUUGUAAUUGAUCAUGCCCGGAGAGCUCUGAAGACUUAUUGUCAUCAGGUGGUGGUGGCCAAUAUCCUUGAAUCUCACAGGUCCUAUGUGAUUAUUGUAACCAAAGACUCAGAAACACAGUUGUCUCUUUCUGACGAAGAAGUGGGAAAAGGUAUGGAAAUAGAAGGAAAGAUUGUGAGUAACCUACAGUCUCGACACAUGGCUUUUAUAGAUGAGAAAAACUGAGGCAGAGUUUGUCUUACCAAAUCCGAAGCUUGAAUGAGAGGGUGGUACAGAGAAAUGGAAAUCAUCUUUUGCCUUCCCUAAAGAAAAGGAAAAUCUGUAGGAAGGUGAAAAGAGUAUUGGAAUAGAAAGGGAAUAUUUAAUUUCAAAACAAUUUGUUUUUUGUCUUUUAAUGGUAUUUGAUGCUCAUUAAAAACGAAAAUGAAGGGAGACCAGUUUUGGUUUUAUAUAGCUAAACUUACCACUUCAAGUGGAAGAAAGAAUAAAGGGGAUGUAGUUCUCAUUUUCUAUAUAAAAUAAUUUACCGCAGGCUAAAUAAUAAUCUCAGCAAAAUUCAAAGGAUAGAAGGAAUAAAAGCCCAAAUAAAACCAUAAACUCCAAACUUUUUUAUAUUUUGAUUAAAACAUGUCUAUGUACAUAAACUUUAACAAAGUAAAUUUUUUUGUUUUGUGUUCUC
This is a messenger RNA of Phascolarctos cinereus (koala), 1461 nucleotides long. It is a transcript of the gene PPCS, whose product is annotated as phosphopantothenoylcysteine synthetase. The record is from RefSeq and is a predicted model, not a curated record. NCBI's taxonomy places the organism in Eukaryota, Metazoa, Chordata, Mammalia, Diprotodontia, Phascolarctidae.